GUGCGGUGGUUUCCGGUUCCGGCGGCCGCUGUUUCCGUUUCCGGGGCCGCGUCCCGGUCCCGGCCUUUCCCGGUAUUCCCGGUGUUCCCGGCGUUCCCGCCGCCAUGGGCGCGCACCUGGCGCGGCGGUACCUGUGGGACGCGGAGACAGAGCCGGACCCGCUGCACAUGCCGACCUUCCCCGCGGAGAUGGGGCUGCCCCAGCGCCGGCCCCGCGUCAUGGUGGCCACGGCGUCCCAGCUGGCGCAGGCCCGGAUCCCGCUGGAGCAGAGGGAUUUCUGUGCCCACCACCUGCUGAAGUUCCUGCGCUGCCAACGAGACAACUUCCCCCUGCCCUGGGGCUGCAGCGAACUGCGGCACCACUGGGACAGCUGCCAGCACGAGGAUUACGUGAUGUGCAUGAAGGGAUGUGGUGACACUGAGGGUGACACUGAUGGUGACACCGCUGGUGACAGGGGUGUCCUGUCCCUGUCCCUUCCCAGUUACAUGAUGCACAUGAAGGUGAUGUGGUGACACUGAGGGUGACACCGCUGGUGACACUGAAGGUGACACUGAGGGUGACACAGGUGUCCUUGUCCCUGUGGCAGUUACAUGAUGCACAUGAAGGGAUGUGGUGACACUGAGGGUGACACGGAUGGUGACACUGAGGGUGACACUGAGGGUGACACAGGUGUCCUGUCCCCUGUCCCAGUUACGUGAUGUGCAUGAAGGGAUGUGGUGACACUGAGGGUGACACGGAUGGUGACACUGAGGGUGACACUGAGGGUGACACAGGUGUCCUGUCCCUGUCCCAGUUACGUGAUGUGCAUGAAGGGAUGUGGUGACACUGAGGGUGACACGGAUGGUGACACUGAGGGUGACACGGGUGUCCCGUCCCUGUCCCUUCCCAGUUACGUGAUGUGCAUGAAGGGAUGUGGUGACACUGAGGGUGACACGGAUGGUGACACUGAGGGUGACACGGGUGUCCCGUCCCUGUCCCUUCCCAGUUACGUGAUGUGCAUGAAGGGAUGUGGUGACACGGAUGGUGACACCAAUGGUGACACUGAGGGUGACACGGGUGUCCCGUCCCUGUCCCUUCCCAGUUACAUGACGCGCAUGAAGGUGAUGUGACACUGGUGACACUGAUGGUGACACCGCUGGUGACACAGAUGUCCUGUCCCUCCCCAGCUACGUGAUGCGCAUGAAGGAGUUCGAGCGCGAGCGGCGGCUCCUGCAGCGCCAGAAGCGGCUCC
Messenger RNA from Pseudopipra pipra, 1231 nucleotides. It is a transcript of the gene NDUFB7, whose product is annotated as NADH:ubiquinone oxidoreductase subunit B7. The coding region runs from base 105 to 512 and encodes 135 amino acids. The transcript has 3 exons. The record is from RefSeq and is a predicted model, not a curated record. Gene Ontology annotation, cellular component: mitochondrion. Lineage: Eukaryota; Metazoa; Chordata; Aves; Passeriformes; Pipridae.